AUGGCCCAGGGGACGUUUCAGGAGGAUGGCUUCCUGGUGCUGGAAGGAUUUUUGUCAGCGGAUGAAUGUGUAGCCAUGCAACAGAGGAUUGGCGAGCUAGUGGCCAACAUGGAUGUCCCUCUCCACUGCCGCACGAUAUUUUCCACCCAGGACGAGCAGCUGAAGGUCCUGGACAACAGAGACUAUUUCUGGGACAGUGGCGACAAGAUCCGAUUCUUCUUUGAGAAAGGUGUUUUUGAUGAGAAAGGCGAUUUCCUGGUCCCUCCCGAGAAAUCCAUCAACAAGAUUGGCCAUGCUCUGCAUGCCCAUGACCCUGUCUUCAGGAGUGUCACACACUCUCCCAAAGUGCAGGCCUUAGCCAAAAGUCUGGGCCUCCAGAUGCCCGUGGUGGUGCAGAGCAUGUACAUCUUCAAGCAACCUCAUCUUGGUGGCGAAGUCACCCCUCACCAGGACGCCACCUUCCUGUACACGGAGCCCCUGGGCCGGCUGCUGGGCAUAUGGAUAGCACUGGAGGAUGCCACGCUGGAGAAUGGCUGCCUCUGGUUCAUCCCGGGCUCCCACACCAGUGGGGUGUCGAGAAGGCUGAUCCGGGCCCCUGCUGGCUCGAUGCCUGUCACCAGCUUCCUUGGGUCUGAGCCUGCCCGGGAUAACAGCCUCUUUGUGCCCACACCAGUGCGGAGAGGGGCCCUCAUCCUAAUCCACGGAGAGGUGGUGCACAAGAGCGAGCAGAACCUCUCGGACCGCUCACGCCAUGCCUACACUUUCCACCUCAUGGAGGCCUUGGGCACCGUCUGGAGCCCGGAGAACUGGCUCCAGCCAACAGCUGAGCUACCCUUUCCCCCGCUGUAUGCCUAA
Messenger RNA from Puma concolor (puma), 855 nucleotides. The record is from RefSeq and is a predicted model, not a curated record. Lineage: Eukaryota; Metazoa; Chordata; Mammalia; Carnivora; Felidae.